AUGAUUGAUAUUCAUGGCACAUUAAAUUCUACUUGUGAUGAUGGAGAAAUAUGUAAAAGAGUAAAUGAUUGUGAGAAAAUUUAUUUGAAUAACACAUCAUUAAAGCUUCGUUGCAAUUUUGAAGGAAAUAUAACAACCAAAAUUUGCUGUCAAGAGAGUCCUAAAGAGCCCUUGAAAGAUAACACAACUAAUAAGAUAUCUCUCCUACCAAAUACUACAGUCUGUGGACUUGAUUAUGGGACAUCACUACUUAUUACUGAUAUAUGUGAUAUGAAUGAACAUCCAUGGACAGCACUUUUGAAAUAUGAAAAACAUCCAGUACAAGAUAUACCUAUUGAGAAGAUUAUUCCUCAUGAGAGAUAUAAUGAUAGCGAUAUAAAUCGGUCUAAUGACAUCGCUCUCAUACGAAUGGCGGAGGAAGUCAAAUUCAGCGAUUUUGUACAACCGAUAUGUCUACCGUUUAUAAUGGACUCAGUCAAUGAAUCUCAAGAAAAUAUGAUGAUGGAAGUAGCAGGGUGGGGAGCGCCUGACCAUAGGUCAAAUUCUGGUAUAAAACUUAAGACCGAGAUAUCAGUCACCAAACUCAAAGUUUGUAAGCACAUAUACCGCCCCUAUGGAGUAAGUAUAACAGAUGCACAAAUAUGCGCUAGAGCAGAAAAUAAUUGCAAAGGAGAUUCAGGUGGCGGUCUCAUGCGCAAAUUAUGGAGUAAAAAUAAGGAACGAAACUGGUACCUCUUCGGUGUCAACUCCUUCGGUCCAGACCCCUGCAGAAUUAUUUCUGGCGUACCCUCAAUUUACACGCGAGUAUCAUAUUUCCGGAAUUGGAUACUAUCGAAUAUUGAACCUUAG
Leptosia nina is the source of this 849-nucleotide messenger RNA. The record is from the annotation of a GenBank genome assembly. NCBI's taxonomy places the organism in Eukaryota, Metazoa, Arthropoda, Insecta, Lepidoptera, Pieridae.